AGAAUACCUACUUAUAGAACAAAAAAAAUAUAUCGCUUGGUGAAUUGAAAAGUUUGAUGCUCCCACUGAAGAAGUGAAAUUUCAGCUGGUUUCUGAAACACAAAUGAAGAAUGUCUUUAAAGGAUGAAUUCAUACUGUUCUUCAACAGCCCAGAUCCUCGUGUGGCAACAUGGCCUCUAAUGGACAGUCCAGUAAAAACGAUAUGUCUCGUAAUAGCAUAUCUAAUAUUUGUGAAAAUAUUGGGACCAGCACUGAUGAAGAACAGAAAGCCUUUCGGUCUGCGUCUAGUGAUGAUUGCUUACAACUUCUCACAAGUUGCGAUUAGUUCGUGGAUUUUUAUGAAUCUAGCCUUGUUGGGAUGGUUCACGAAAUACAACUGGCGAUGUGAGCCCAUUGAUUUUUCGAAUAAUUGGGAAGCAGUUAGGAUAGCAGAAGUCUGCUGGAUCUGCUUUUUAGUCAAAUUUUACGAAUUUAUUGAUACAGUGUUUUUUGUUUUGCGUAAGAAGAAUUCGCAAAUCACCACUCUUCAUGUUUUUCAUCAUGCUUUGGUUCCAAUAACAGUGUGGAUAGGUAUCAAGUACGGAGCAGGAGGCUACAACACCCUGUUUCCACUGUUAAAUUCCUUUGUACACACAUGGAUGUACCUCUACUAUGCCCUUGCUGCAUUUGGACCUUGUGUUCAAACAUUUUUAUGUUGGAAAAAAUAUCUGACAAAAUUACAAAUGCUUCAAUUCAUCAUAGUGUUGGUUUUUAUAUUGCAAUUGUACUUUUUUCCUACAUGCAAAGUUUCGAAAGUGAUUUUACUCAUAAACUUCAUGAAAGCUGGCAUCUUUUUCGUGAUGUUCAUGAAUUUUUAUGCAAAUUCUUACAAAGAGAAAAGGAUAAAAGUUACAUCUGGUAAAAAAUCAGAAUAAUAUUUUUAAAUAUUUUAAAACAUGCAUUGCAAUUUCGAAAUUUUAUGUAGAGUUAACAUUAAAAUGUUUAAAACAUGUUUUCAUAAUUAUUAUUAUUGUAAUAUAUAUGUUACCAGCAAAGUAUGAAACGUCGGCAUUGUAUAG
Argiope bruennichi is the source of this 1058-nucleotide messenger RNA. Its product is annotated as elongation of very long chain fatty acids protein 7-like. Gene Ontology annotation, cellular component: endoplasmic reticulum membrane. NCBI's taxonomy places the organism in Eukaryota, Metazoa, Arthropoda, Arachnida, Araneae, Araneidae. Bases 111 to 914 code for a protein of 267 amino acids. Gene Ontology annotation, biological process: fatty acid elongation, saturated fatty acid; sphingolipid biosynthetic process; fatty acid elongation, monounsaturated fatty acid. The record is from RefSeq and is a predicted model, not a curated record. Gene Ontology annotation, molecular function: fatty acid elongase activity. The transcript is spliced from 8 exons.